Carassius gibelio (silver crucian carp) is the source of this 1351-nucleotide messenger RNA. RefSeq names its product MRG/MORF4L binding protein (gene mrgbp). Bases 99 to 722 code for a protein of 207 amino acids. The transcript is spliced from 5 exons. The record is from RefSeq and is a predicted model, not a curated record. Gene Ontology annotation, biological process: regulation of transcription by RNA polymerase II. Gene Ontology annotation, cellular component: NuA4 histone acetyltransferase complex; nucleus. Lineage: Eukaryota; Metazoa; Chordata; Actinopteri; Cypriniformes; Cyprinidae.
CAGAUGGUAAAUCUCUAAUGAUCUAAUAAGUGUCUGGUCGUGUUGUUGAGUCCUGCGGUGAUCCGACUCUGACUGCAGCAGUGUGUCUCUGGAGAAACAUGGGGGAAGCGGAGACUCUGCCAUCCGACGACAAGCAAGCAGAAACCGGCAUCUGCACCGCCGAGGAGUCCAUCGUAUGGAGUCAAGAAGUAGAAGUGUGUCUUUUUCACGCAAUGCUGGGGCAUAAACCCGUCGGAGUGAAUCGUCAUUUCCACAUGAUCUGUAUUCGUGAUAAGUUCAGUCAGAACAUCGGCAGGCAGGUGUCCUCUAAAGUCAUCUGGGAUCACCUGAGCACCAUGUACGACAUGCAGGCGCUGCAUGAAUCAGAAAUACUCCCGUUUCCAAACUCGGAGAAGAGCUUUGUGCUGCCUGAAGAGAUCAUACAGGAAGUCAAGGAAGGUAAAGUAGGAUCUGAAGACGAAGUAAAAGAAGAGUUCAAAGAAGAGAGUGACCCACCUGCAACCCACGAAGAAGGCAGCAAUUCCUCGGUGAAGAUGUCGGAGAGGUCGGGCAGCGGGCGCGAGAAAGAGAAAGAGCGGGCCGAGAGGGGGGGCUCAGGUGAGACGGGCAGCGGGUCGAAAGAAUCAUCCGGGGAAAAGAGGAAGAGGAGUCGAGCCGUGGAGAAGGUGAUGAACUCCAGCAACCCCUCCAGCCCCGGAGGAGCCAAGCGCCGCAGGACGUAGACGCAGCAUGCAGCAGGACGACUUGGGACAUCAGACAUUUGAAAAGAACUGACGGAGAAAGGUGUAGCUAAUAUUGGUCGUGCUAGAGCCAAUGUGGAAGUGAAAUUAGAUGGAGAGCAGGGGAUGUGAUGUUCGUGUGUGUGAUCUGCAGUCCAGAGGUUCACUGCGAGAGGCGUUCCUGUGCUGUUCACAGACAGACGGUGGACAUACAGAGAAAGGAAAGUCUGGUGGCUGUGUAGGAUAUGACUAGACUGAUGGGGAAAGUAUGAUCAACUAAUAAGCUUUCCUCUGCUGAGUUUGGAAAAACCUUUUUCUUUUUUUUAAGAUUUGUGGGAAUUUUAAGUGGUAGCUUUAUUUUAUUUUUGUCGGUUCUCGAGACGGACCAGAGUAUCAACUAGUUUGUUGUGUGAUUUAUUAGGGCUUACACUGCAAAUAAGCUGAGCUAGACAUGUUAUUACGUAACUGUUUGAAAUAACCUGAUUGUAUUAGCCGAUGAGAUGGUCAUUGAUCAAAUGCAUCGUGAGUAGUGAUGGUAUUUGGUUUUUGAGUCAUGCUUGUUUUACAUUUCUGACCGAACAUGUUAAACACAUCAGGAGGAUGUCCCUGAUUAAAAAAAUGAUAAUGAACUA